Molecule: messenger RNA, 1378 nt
Organism: Macaca mulatta (Rhesus monkey)
Lineage: Eukaryota; Metazoa; Chordata; Mammalia; Primates; Cercopithecidae
Gene: GNA11
Product: G protein subunit alpha 11
Biological process (GO): phospholipase C-activating dopamine receptor signaling pathway; adenylate cyclase-modulating G protein-coupled receptor signaling pathway
Cellular component (GO): cytoplasm; heterotrimeric G-protein complex
Molecular function (GO): GTPase activity; G-protein beta/gamma-subunit complex binding; G protein-coupled receptor binding
Source: RefSeq, marked provisional
GGGGAGUCGGCCGCGGCGGCCGGGGCCGGGACGAUGACUCUGGAGUCCAUGAUGGCGUGUUGCCUGAGCGAUGAGGUGAAGGAGUCCAAGCGGAUCAACGCCGAGAUCGAGAAGCAGCUGCGGCGGGACAAGCGCGACGCCCGGCGCGAGCUCAAGCUGCUGCUGCUCGGCACGGGCGAGAGCGGGAAGAGCACCUUCAUCAAGCAGAUGCGCAUCAUCCAUGGCGCCGGCUACUCGGAGGAGGACAAGCGCAGCUUCACCAAGCUCGUCUACCAGAACAUCUUCACCGCCAUGCAGGCCAUGAUCCGGGCCAUGGAGACGCUCAAGAUCCUCUACAAGUACGAGCAGAACAAGGCCAAUGCACUCCUGAUCCGGGAGGUGGAUGUGGAGAAGGUGACCACCUUCGAGCAUCAGUACGUCAGCGCCAUCAAGACCCUGUGGGACGACCCCGGCAUCCAGGAGUGCUACGACCGCAGGCGCGAGUACCAGCUCUCCGACUCUGCCAAGUACUACCUGACCGACGUGGACCGCAUCGCAACCUCGGGCUACCUGCCCACCCAGCAGGACGUGCUGCGGGUCCGCGUGCCCACCACCGGCAUCAUCGAGUACCCUUUCGACCUGGAGAACAUCAUCUUCAGGAUGGUGGAUGUGGGCGGCCAGCGGUCGGAGCGGAGGAAGUGGAUCCACUGCUUUGAGAACGUGACAUCCAUCAUGUUUCUCGUCGCCCUCAGCGAAUACGACCAAGUCCUGGUGGAGUCGGACAAUGAGAACCGGAUGGAGGAGAGCAAAGCCCUGUUCCGGACCAUCAUCACCUACCCCUGGUUCCAGAACUCCUCCGUCAUCCUGUUCCUCAACAAGAAGGACCUGUUGGAGGACAAGAUCCUAUACUCGCACCUGGUGGACUACUUCCCCGAGUUCGACGGGCCCCAGCGGGACGCUCAGGCGGCGCGGGAGUUCAUCCUGAAGAUGUUCGUGGACCUGAACCCCGACAGCGACAAGAUCAUCUACUCACACUUCACGUGUGCCACCGACACGGAGAACAUCCGCUUCGUGUUCGCGGCCGUGAAGGACACCAUCCUGCAGCUCAACCUCAAGGAGUACAACCUGGUCUGAGCGCCCAGGCCCGGGGAGACAGGACGGAGACACGGGGCAGGACCUGCCUUCCACGGCGCCCGCGGCUGCCGGGCGGGUGGCGCUGCCGAGCCUGGGCCGGGGCCUCUGCCCGCGGGAGGAGUUUUUCUUUUUUUUUUCAUAUUUUUAACAAAUGGUUUUUAUUUCACAGUUGUCAGGGGAUGUACAUCUCUCCCUCCGCACACGUCGCACACCUUCUCACCUUCUGUCAGCGGCAAAGCAGCCUUUUUCUGGCCUUGACUUACGG